AUGUUUUCAACGUUCAAAUAUUGUGCAAUAGACUACGUAUAUGAGACUGUAGUUAGAAAGAAGUUCUGCAGAGAUGCUUUUUUGCUUCGAAUCCCUUCAUGUUUAUAUCAAGAUGGAAAUUAUCAUGCAGGAGUUAUUGAUAAUAAAUUUAGGGUGCCAUGGAUGAGAGUCUCAGCUCUUUUAGUUCGAGGAAUGACAGAUAGCUCAAUCUUGGAUCACUGGAAAGCAAGUCUCUUUGUGGAGGAGUUCCUUGAGAAAAAAACAGUUAGAGGAAUGGUGACCCAGAUUAACUGUGAAUUUGAGGAUGUUGUUCCAAGUUCCAACGCAAACUCCCAAAAUGAAGUUGAGGAAGCCCUCUUACACACUUACAAGGACUACAGUGAAGUCUUCACACCCAUCAGCUGUUUAGAAAAAUGUCCAUUACUUCAAGCAAAGAACCAAGAUUUGUUUAUUGAUGAAGAAAUAAUUUUUGCCUAUAAAAGUUACCUACCAACCUUGCAUACUCUGUUGAGUAGGCUCAAACUGUUUUUGCUGAAGGACCCCCUUUUAGAUUUCAAAGAACAGGCCUUCACAGAAGCUAAUUUUUUCAGUGAACGUUUCCCUUUCCAAGGAGGUCGGAAAGGUCUUGUGAAAGAAGCUUUUUACGUGGAUAAAGAGAACUUUUGUCAGGAGAAGCUAGAAGAUACAGUAGGUUUAAAUGAACCGUCAAUUUUGCCUGAGUGUGAAUUCUUAAUAUCUACAAGCUUCAAACAAGUUGAUAUUCCAUCACUUUCAGAGCCAAAGGAGUCAUUAAACUUAAUGCCAGAAAUAAUAAAUUAUGUUGAUGAAAGUGAAGAGCUUCUCGAAAGAGAUCUUACUACCAAGCAUGGAAUUGAGGAUAUAAAAUGCAGCUCCACAGAGAUUUUGGCCAUUCAAAGCCAAUAUCAACCAGAACGCAGUGAACCAGAGUACAGUGAACCAGAAGAGUUAGAAAUACCAUUAACUUAUCUACACCUAAAAGAAACCCAACAUUUUUCUGUCAAUUCAUUAUGUACAGGACUUCAGACAUUUCCAUGUUCUCCUGCUUGUACACUUAAUUUGCUUACUGCUGAAGAAUCAGCUAACGAAUGCUAUAGGGCAGGGCAAUUAGAAAGCUGCAGAAGCUUUUUGCUUCCAGUGCCAAGAACUGAAGAGCCCAACAGUCAAUACUCAGUUACAGAUUUGAAAAAGAUACUUUCUGUUGAAGAAGAAUGCUUUGUGGUUAAUCCCGUAAACCCAGAGUGGUGGAAAGAAGCAGGAUUAAAUCUGACAGUGACAGAAUCUUUGGAACCUCUGACUACACGUCUGUGUCAUCAUGAUCUAUCCUCUAAUGAUACUAAAGAGGAGAUAUUUUUGCCUACAAAAGUGCUUCAUUUAGAAGAAUGGCUAGACCACAAAAGUUGUUCCUCACCUAUUGCACUUAUUAAUGAGGAAUCUACAAAUGAUAAUUUAUCACCUCCACAAAAAAGUCCACCUCUGGCAAAAGAAGUACCAGACCUGUGUCUUUCUGAUGAAAAUAUCUCUGUUAAAAGUCCAACAAGAGAAGAAAAAACAAAGAAUGAUCAAGAACUAGCUUGUAGAUUAGUCCAAACUAAAGAAAAUAAAGAUUACUUGGAACUUGACUGCACAGUAAUAUCUACUGAAUCAUCUCCCUCUUCAAACAUUGAAAAAGCAUCUUUUAAACAUGGUAAAAAAUGGGAGAAUGAUUUGGACCCUUUGAGCAACUUUAUUAUGCUGCGAAAUAAACAUAAAACUUGCACCUCAAAGACUGAAGUCAUAGACAUUGAUGAAAAAGAUGAUAAAGAAGACCAUUCUUUAACUCUUCAAGAAGAAAGCCCUAUUGUUUGUACUAAUAAAACUCCAGAGAAAAUAAAUCAGGAAAGGCGAGCAGAUGAUGUCAUUGAAAUUCAAGCAUCAGAUAGCCAGUGCCAAGCAUACUGUCUCUUAGAAGCAGCAGCUACUCCUAUCUUAGCAAAACUUGGACGCCUCUGUACUCUUCCUGUUGCUAAUUGGAAAUUUGCCACUGUUAUUUUUGACCAAACAAGGUUCCUCUUAAAGGAACAAGAAAAAGUAAUAAGUGAUGCUCUUCACCAAGGUACGAAUGAUGAAAAAGAAAUGACGUUCAAGCAUGCCGCUCUCUUACACCUUCUGGUAACAAGUAGAGAUGUCCUUUUAACAUGUAGCUUGGACACAGCACUGGGAUAUUUGUCAAAUGCAAAAGAUGUCUACAAAAGUAUUUUAGGCUCCUAUUUGGAUGACAUUUGGAGACAGCUGAAGAUUGUACAGUUUAUUAGGGAAAAAAAGCCCGAAACCAACUACAGAAUACAAGAAUUGCAAUGUCAGAUAUUAAAUUGGAUGCAAAGUGAACAGCAAAUUAAGGUGCUGAUUAUAAUAAGAAUGGACUCGGAUGGUGAAACACAUUUGCUCAUUGAAAUCCUUAACAAAAUGGAAGGUUUAAAGUUGACUGUCUUACAUUCAAACAAAAGAAAAGAUUUUCUGGAAUCUGAAGGUGUUUUAAAUGGAGAAAGUUCCUGUGUAGUUGUACAUAAUCGGUAUAUUGGACCAGAUUUCCCCUGGAGUAAUUUCUCAUUUGUGGUGGAAUACAACUAUUUAGAAAACUCUUGUUGGACCAAACACUGCGAAAAAUUGAAUAUUCCAUACACGGCCUUUAAAGUGAUUCUUCCAGACACAGUUUUAAAGAGAAGCACCUUGCUGGAUAGUUUUAGUGGUUUUCUUUUGGAAAUUCAGAUUCCUUAUGUGUUUUUUGCAUCUGAAGGACUUCUUAAUACUCCACAAAUACUUCAGUUGCUAGAAUCCAACUAUAAUAUCACAUUAGUGGAGAGAUGUUGCAGUGAGUCAUUGAAACUCUUUGGCAGUACAGAGUGUUAUGUAGUGGUGACAAUUGAUGAAUGCACUGCUGUAAUUUUGCAGGACCUAGAAGAGUUGAAUUGUGAGAAGGCAUCAGACAAUAUCAUUAUGAGACUGAUGGCAUUAUCAUUCCAGUACAGCUAUUGUUGGUUAAUUUUGUAUACCAAAAAACCACUAAACUCAGAAUAUCAUCUUACAGAAAAGACACUUCAUCACCUAGCACUGAUUUAUGCAGCUUUGGUUUCAUUUGGGCUAAAAUCGGAAGAACUGGAUGUAAAGCUUAUAAUUGCCCCAGGAGUAGAAGAGACUGCACUGAUAAUUCGACAAAUUGCUGACCACAAUUUAAUGACCUCGAAGAGAGAUCCUCAUGAAUGGUUGGAUAAAUCCUGGCUUGAAGUUUCACCAUCUAAGGAAGAAACUUACUUACUUGAUUUUCCAUGUAUUAAUCCAUUGGUGGCUCAGCUCAUGUUAAAUAAAGGACCUUCGCUGCAGUGGAUAUUAUUAGCAACUCUUUGUCAACUUCAGGAACUCCUACCUGAAGUUCCAGAAAAAGUGUUAAAGCAUUUUUGUAGCACCACUUCUUUAUUCAAGAUUAGUUCUCCUUCCACAACAAAAUCACCUCAAAUUUCAUCACCUCAGGAAAACAGGUAUCAGACCUUUACUUCUCAGAGUUCAGCUUUUGGCUCUUCAGAGUCUGUCAUUCAAGAACAUAAUGAAUAUUACCAAUAUUCAGACUUAGGAGAGACAGUGCAGGAAUACACAAGCACCACUUCAAAUUAUAACUCUUCCCUCAUGGAACUAAGAGAAAUGCCAUGUGUUUUACCACCUGGGACUUCUUACAGUCAGACUAGCUACUGGAAAGACUCCUGUUGUAACGCUAACAUAGUGCAGAAUAAUCCUUUUCUGAUUAACAUAGAAUCAAGGAACUCAGCUGGUAACUCCUUUCUACACCAGAAUGAUUCACAGUCAGAUGUCUUUUCUUUGGGCCUAACACAAAUGAAAUGUGAAACCAGAAUAUCACCAGUUGACACUCAGAAGAGAGUUCCUCCUAAUUUUGUAAAUUAUCAGAAAAAGGGAACACAUGAAGCAAAAAGACCUACCAAUGAAGAAGUAUCUGCCCCUAUCUUCUCAUUAGAAGGCUCUCAAUUUCCUCUUCAUUGGAACUUGAAGAAAAAUUUAUGGAAACAACAGAAUCACUCCUUCAACUUACAAUAUGGUGCAGAGCAGACUACAUGUGACAAGUGGUACUCUCAGAAAGAUAAUUUAUGCACUAAUCAGCAAAAAUAUCUAUCAAAUGAGUUAGAAGGCUUCAUAUAUGCAAGUUCAAAUGCUGGAAGUAAAGAGACUGUCUGGAAAGAAUUACCAUCUGUCCCCAGUUUGGAUUUAUUUUGUGCUUCUGAUUCUAAUGUAAAUCAAAAAGAAUUCAACAGUCUUUAUUUCUACCAAAGAGCUGGAAAAUGUUUAGGACCAAAAAGGCACUCUGAAUCUUCAUCUAACUCAGAAGACAAGAAAUCAUUAACAGAUUUCAUGUGCGCACAACUACCACAAUGCAAAAAACGACGUCUAGUGUAUGAAAAAAUCCCUGGUAGAGUUGAUGGACAAACUCGUCUGAGGUUUUUUUGA
Molecule: messenger RNA, 4509 nt
Organism: Rhinolophus ferrumequinum (greater horseshoe bat)
Lineage: Eukaryota; Metazoa; Chordata; Mammalia; Chiroptera; Rhinolophidae
Gene: SHOC1
Product: shortage in chiasmata 1
Exons: 27
Coding region: 1-4509 (1502 amino acids)
Biological process (GO): resolution of meiotic recombination intermediates
Cellular component (GO): condensed nuclear chromosome
Molecular function (GO): single-stranded DNA binding; ATP hydrolysis activity
Source: RefSeq, a predicted model, not a curated record